Messenger RNA from Dictyostelium purpureum, 2364 nucleotides. RefSeq lists its product as uncharacterized. The record is from RefSeq and is a predicted model, not a curated record. Lineage: Eukaryota; Evosea; Eumycetozoa; Dictyosteliales; Dictyosteliaceae. Gene Ontology annotation, molecular function: guanyl-nucleotide exchange factor activity. The coding region runs from base 1 to 2364 and encodes 787 amino acids. The transcript has 3 exons. Gene Ontology annotation, biological process: intracellular signal transduction.
AUGGAUAGGAUAGAGUUCACUAAUCGAAGAUUAAGUGAUCAUAUAUUAUCAAUUGGUGUUGUUGGUGUUGGAGUUUUCAUAAGUGCAGUUUAUGAAAGUGUUAUUUUGGGUUUAAUAUUUUAUGCAUCAGUUUUGUUUGUAAUAUCAUAUACUUCAAGAAAUAAUAAUAGUAAUGAUAUAAUUGAUGUUACUGAAAAAGUAACUAAAAAGGUCGAAUCAAUUACAUCAAAAAUAACAGAGUCACCUUUAAAAAAUAACAAUAGUAAUAACAAGGCAACAAUUUCAGCCACUUUAUCAUCAACUACAACAACUACAGUCGAAUCAGUAAAAAAUUUAACUCCAUCUAAAAAUAGUGUUACACCAAUUGCUAAUAGAACUCCUCCACCACCACCAAAUAGACCUGCUCCAUCACCAAUUAGCACUCCUGUUAAAAAUCUAGCACAAUCAACUCCUACUUCACCAAUAACACCACAAGCUACUACUAAUUCAUACUCGGUUAGCGCACCCAAUACACCUACACCAACCCCAACUCCAACAAACUUCUCAUCGACCAAUACAACACCAUCAUCAUCGCCAAUAGCACCAAAGCCAAAUAUCCCAUCAUCCCCACCACAAUCUUUACCACCAUUACCACCAUUACCAUCAGUUAAAGUUAUUACAAAUAAUCAAACAAAGUCUGAAGCUAUAAUUGAAAAAGGUAAAAAGAUUGGUAAAAUUAUCCCACAAAUUCCGGGUGCUAUUACCGAUAUCAAAAAAGAAUUUAAAGAGACUAGCAAAGAUAAAAAGAGUAUUUCAACAUUAAGAGGUAUUAUUGGCGGAGUCUAUAAAAAUAUAUCAUCUCCACCACAAUUAUCAGCAGAGGAUAAAGAAAAAGAACUAAAAAGAAGAAAAGUUGCUGAGGAGAUUCUUCAAACCGAAAAAGUUUAUGUUGGAAAGUUAAAAGCUAUCAAUGAUGUAUAUUUAACUCCAUUAAAAGUUGCAGCCACUGAAAAUCCACACCCACCAUUAACACUAGAUCAAAUUCAUACAAUUUUCUCUGAAAUCCUUACAAUUUAUAAUUACAAUUCUCAUUUAUUACAUAAAUUAGAAGAAAGAAUUAAAGAUAGCUCAACCAUUUUAAAUAUUGGCGAGUUGUUUAUAUCAAUCACUGAUUUCUUAAAAUCAUACAAAGGUUAUAUCAAUAAUUAUCCAAAAGCAAUGCAAACCCUAGAAAAAGUUAAAAAGAAUCAAAAUGUUGAAUUAUUAUUACAAACCUUUCAAGCUAACCCAGCAUGUGAUAAUUUAGAUCUAAACUCACUUCUUAUCAUGCCAGUACAACGUAUCCCAAGAUAUAUCUUAUUAUUAUCAGAGAUUCUCAAAUAUACAGAUUCAAAGAAUUCAGAUUAUGACAGCUUAAAGAAAGCAUUAGAUAAAAUGAAGGAUUUGGCUAGCGAAAUUAAUGAAAACAAGAGGGAUUCGGAACUAUUAAGUAGAAUGUAUGAAAUUCAAAACUCUUUAGAAGGUUUCACACUUGGUGAUUUUAUACAUCCUUCAAGAAAAUUGGUAUUAGAUAAUGAAUUUUAUGAAAAGGUAUUUAAAACUAACAGCCCAGCUCCACCAAAGAGUUCAUCAUCUCCAAGAAGAUAUCUUUUAUGCAAUGAUAUCUUAUUACGUUGCAAGGUAAAAGGAAAAAAGCUUAUAGUAAUCGAAGUAUUUGAUAUCAACGAAAUUAUCUUCAAAGAAAUGGCUGGUGAAAAAUUAUCAAUUGUCUCUAAAAGCCAAACUGAUGUUAUUGUUUUAAAAUCCGUAGAUGAAAAUCAAGAAGAGAAAUGGUUAGACUCAAUCAAUCAUUGGAAAAAAAUUAAUCUUGAAAAUAAAAGUUCAUUCAAAAGAUUAAGUUCAAAAAAUGCUAAUUAUACAAAUAUUAAUUUCGAAGAAUAUACAAAUACUAGAAGUAUAGAUUUUGGUUUUGACUUGGUUGUUAGUGCCGCCAUUAUAGAUUGCGAAGAGCCAUCAAAAGAAAUAAGAGAGAGCUCUUUAUUUUUAACAUUAAAUACAAAAAGCUCAAUUAUAUGUGUUCUAGUAAACGAUAUAUACUCUUUUGUAAAAGAAUCAAAACAACCAGAUACUAUGAAUUAUGUAAAAAUUAUGGCAAAUAAAAAGAAAUCAAUUCAAAAAGCUUUAAAUCAUACAAAUAAAAUAAUAAAUAAUACUUUAAAAGAAAUAAUAUCAAUUGAAAAUCAAAUAAAAAUGCAGUAUAAAGAAAAUAAUCUAUAUCAAUAUAUUGAAAGAUUAAAUUCAGUAAUUUCAGCAACCAUUUAUUUGCAUCAAAAUCACAAAAGAUACAGUGUUCACAACAAAAACUAUAUCAAUAAAAAUAAUUAA